Messenger RNA from Tarenaya hassleriana, 3682 nucleotides. RefSeq names its product KH domain-containing protein At4g18375-like. The transcript has 9 exons. Gene Ontology annotation, molecular function: mRNA binding. The record is from RefSeq and is a predicted model, not a curated record. Lineage: Eukaryota; Viridiplantae; Streptophyta; Magnoliopsida; Brassicales; Cleomaceae. The coding region runs from base 147 to 2042 and encodes 631 amino acids. Gene Ontology annotation, cellular component: cytoplasm; nucleus. Gene Ontology annotation, biological process: regulation of gene expression.
UCUUUCUUCCUUCGUCUAUCGGAAGCAUUCCUCUCCUCUUCAAGAACCAAAAAAAAGGAGAAGAAGAAGAACACCCCUUCUUCUCGUGAGACUUUCUCCGAUCGGUAUCUCGUUGAUAUUCUUGGUUCUAAUUUUCUACCUUGACCAUGGUUAAGCGCGGGAAGCGUGCCUUUUCUCAGAGAGAGAACAAUGAGGACAACAGGUAUCAGAAGAGGCGAGUUUCAUUCGACAAAGAUGAGAAGAUUAGUAAUGAUGAGCUUGUGGCUUACAGAAUUCUAUGCCCUGAUGGCGUCAUUGGAAGUGUUAUUGGAAAAAGCGGGAAAGUCAUAAACGCAAUUAGGCAAGAAACGAGAGCGAGAAUCAAAGUGCUGGACCCUUUUCCUGGUUGUAGUGAAAGGGUCAUUGCUAUAUAUUGCUCAGUUAAGGAGAAGAAAGAGAUUGACAUAGAGGGGGAGCUUCAUUGCAAUGAGCCUCUGUGUUCUGCUCAAGAUGCUCUUUUGAAAGUUCAUGAGGCAAUUGUGAAUUCUUUAGCUACUGCUGCAGAGAAUAUUAGAAUAGAGAGAGAUGACAAGAAAGAAUGCCGUAUUCUCGUUCCGUCUAGCCAAUCUUCCAACGUGAUUGGUAAGGCUGGAUCCACGAUAAAGAGGAUUAGGAGUAAGACUAGGGCAACUGUUAAGGUUGUCUCCAAGGAUGCGUCUGAACCGAUGCACUCUUGUGCUAUGGAUUUUGACAACUUUGUUCUGAUAUCUGGUGAGCCAGAGUCAGUGAAGAAAGCACUUUCUGCCAUCUCGGCUAUCAUGUACAAAUUUAGUCCUCGAGAACAGAUUCCUCUGGAUACUAUUGUCCAAGAAGUUCCAGCUAGUAUUAUAAUCCCAUCAGAUGUUUCUAUUUAUCCUCAAACUAGCUUAUACCAAAACCAGGAUCCUAUCCUCCAACAUAGAGCCGGUGUUCCGGCUCUUCUCGGUUCACUACCUGUUUCUGACCUUCAGGGUUGCGCAGAAACUUCUGUGAAUCAACUUCCUGUUUUUUCUUCUGGUUUUCCUGUGGUACCUGGCUUUGGUGGGCCUGCUAGAUCAGAAGAGUUGAUUUUAAAGGUUUUGUGCCCUUUUCCCAAUAUUGGCCGUGUUAUUGGGAAGGGAGGAUCUACCAUUAAGGGUAUAAGACAAGCAAGUGGUGCUCAUAUUGAGGUUAAUGACACAAAGACAGAUCGUGAUGAGUGUCUGAUCACUAUCACGGCUACAGAGUCUCCUGAUGAUUUGAAAUCUAUGGCCGUUGAAUCUAUUCUUCUUCUUCAAGAGAAAAUUAAUGAUGAGGAUGAAGAGAAUGUUAAAAUGCGGCUCCUUGUCCCAUCCAAGGUUAUUGGAUGCAUUAUAGGAAAAAGUGGAUCAAUCAUAAGUGAGAUCAGGAAAACGACCAGAGCUGAUAUCCAUAUCUCGAAAGGGAGUAAGCCUAAGUGCGCUGACACCCGUGAUGAGCUCGUAGAGGUAUCUGGUGAGGUCAGCCCUGUGAGAGAUGCACUCAUUCAGAUUGUUUUGAGACUCCGAGAUGAUGUUUUAAGAGAUAGGGAUGGUAGUGCUCGGAAACCUUCUGCCGCGUCUGAUAAUAAUCUCUUCUCUGGUAGUACUGCUGGUCUUGCGGUUCCAUCUCUCUUGCCUUCUGCUCCACAAGUUGCUCCAUUAGGUUUUGAUCGGAGACCAGAAACAGGAAGUGGCUUUGGAGUACUUCCUUCAGGUGGUCUGUAUGGUUAUGGAUGUCUGCCGACAGGAGAAAAUGGUUUUGGAUCCAUCCCUUCUUACUCAUCCAAGUUUUUUGAAGGGUUAUCUCAACCUACCUUGGAGAUUCUAAUCCCGGCUAAUGCUGUUGGUAAAGUAAUGGGUAAACGAGGAGCCAACUUGGUCAACAUAAGAACGAUAUCAGGAGCCAUGAUAGAAAUUUCUGAUUCCAAAUCUUCACAUGGUGACCGCAUUGCUCUUAUUUCCGGCACCCCCGAACAAAAGCAUACUGCUGAGAGAUUGGUCCAAGCUUUUAUUAUGGCCACCUGAAUACUGGGUAUGAGCGGGUCGUUCUUGAAGUUUACCGGCUUUUUAACAAGUCCUGUGAAAUCUUUCCCCGAAAAAUGUGUUUCUCUCUAGAUCUUGAUGAGAUCUUUCAACUGGGUUUUUCCCUCAUGCUUUCUUCCCCUUAACAAUGCCCGUCAAGCUCAUGUAGGAGGAUUUGCAGCUGUUAUAUAAACUUCCCUCUCUGUUCUGUCAGUUUGUUCUCAGUCCUAGGACAUCUCACUCUCUUUUAGGACCAUUUCCUCUCUCUCCUGGCAAGCUGAGCUGUCCAUUCAAAAGAUAUACUUCUUGUCUCAUAACAUCAAGCUUUUGCUUGUUCUCUGAAUGUGGAACAGGAUCUCUGCUUUUGUCCCUCAGUCCACUCAGUUAUUAUGUGUUGGUUUACUGGCUGUGUUGAUCAUUUUCUGAUGCCAUAAUUUUCUUGUUUUCUGCCUUAAAAUCUAAGAAUCGUCCAAGGGAGUAGCUAUUUAUCAUCUCAUUCUUCUGCUAGAGGAUAUGCCUUAUUAGCAUUUCCUUUUCUGUUCUUUCAACUCUGAUCAUUCUCCUUGACCCUUUUGGUCAUCUUCUUGCUUGUUCAUAAACUUUUGAUGAACUUGUGGAGAGCAUACUUGGUUUGUUCAUAAGGGGGAUUUUUGUGCUCUCUCUCUCAGAUUCCCACGGGGUCUUGGUUUUUUCAAGUGUUUAUAUAAUUGAGAAAAUUUCUAUUUUAAGGUCUUGUCGGUCCAUUUGGACGAUUUUUUAGGAGUUGAUUAUGUAAUUGAAACCACUAUUUCAUUAUGUUAAGCUGCCAAAUACAAAUUUCUUUUGAUGUAGUUUUUGUAUCAUAAGUUGAAAUAAUCCUUGUUUUGAUUGGCCACUUUAUUUUCCUCUCCCUCGCGUUCACGCAUGGCGACCUUCUCUUUUCUCUCUCUCUCUCUCUCUAGAUUCCUUCUCUCUCUCUCUACAGACCUCCCCCUGGCUCCAGAUUUCCCCCAACCAUGGCUGUGAUUCUCUGUCCAGUUUGAAUCCAUCCCCCAACCCCGAACCCUAGAGAUGGAUCGACUCCUCCUCGUCAAAAGGCCCUCGGCUCCAUUCCCUCCGUCGCCGUCCAUGUCGGUUGCGUCAUGUCCUCCUCCGUCUUCCGUCUGGUCGGGUCGCUCCAGGCAUUGGGCCGUCACUCUCCUCCUACCCAUGUGUUGAAAAGCUUCUCCGCAUCGAGCUUGGGGUAGAAACGGAGGGCGGAAUCAUCCCGAAGCACUAGGCGCGGCGCGUGAUGGACAAGGACUACUUCUUUGUAUGAACAGGGAUCAGCUAGAGGCCUAGAACAGAGCAAUAAUACAGAUUGGAAACCUUCACACGCUGUCUUGUUGAUUUCCUUUAUGAUUCGAGCUGGUGGAGAAAUGGAUAGACCGGAAAACCUGUUCUUGGUCGGAUUUUCUGUCAAACUAUGGCUGCCUGCUGCUUUGGAUGUGUUCUUCUUUCAGGCAUAUGGCAUUAUGCUUCUCUUCUGUCUUCUUCAAGAGGUUCUGCUUCAUUGCCAUGGAAUUCUUUGUUACCAUUAAUAGUGGAAAAUAUUAUUUGAUGUGCCAUCUUGUAUAUAAUUAAUGACUUCAAAUGCAGUUUAUAAUAUUUUAUUUGGAUUCUCA